This is a messenger RNA of Hevea brasiliensis (rubber tree), 720 nucleotides long. Its product is annotated as protein NONRESPONDING TO OXYLIPINS 2, mitochondrial. Bases 171 to 455 code for a protein of 94 amino acids. The record is from RefSeq and is a predicted model, not a curated record. The transcript is spliced from 3 exons. NCBI's taxonomy places the organism in Eukaryota, Viridiplantae, Streptophyta, Magnoliopsida, Malpighiales, Euphorbiaceae.
CAAGUGAGUAGGCCAAACGGCAUAGUUUCAGGCACGAGAAAAUUCGUUGUAAAACCCUCUCUAAACCCCAAAUGCACACUUGCACGAUACAAUCGCAAACCUGAUAUCCCAAUGAUUUUGUCUUUUCAAAAACCCUAGAUCAUCAUUUAUCUCUUCUGCCGUUUUGGAAAAUGGCGUCUCGCUAUAGAUCUCUUUCAAGGUCGAGUCUUUCUCUGCUCAAAUCCGCUGUGAACAAGCCCGCCCUUAAACCCAACCCCAUACCUUCCUCACAGCUCUCGUCUCGCUCUUCUCUUACAUUUUCAAGGUCAGUUCCUCAGUUGGGUGCUCUCCAAUCUCUGCUUCCCCUGCAUUCGGCCGUCUCUUCAGCUCGGUUAACCUCGUGCCUCGGCAUCGAUUCGAGGAGCUCCCGCUCGUUGUCUCAGGGUAUGCUCUGCAGUGCGAACCCAGGAGUUUGAUAAUCUCCAAAUCUUUUUGUUUUUGUAUGUAACUAGGUCUCAGUGUACCGCGAUAACAGAUCCAAGAUGGAAGAUGGCUGACAGAUGGUAGUCAUGUCCUCUCGUCAGUAACAUCCUUUUUAUGUAUAACUGUUACCAUCUAAGAGGGGUUAGCUGCAAGAUUUUGACAUAUUUGUGUUCUUUCACAUGAUGGGUUGAAGCAUAAAUUUGAUACAAUGCUUUUAUAUUAUAACAAAUAAAACUUCUUGCCAUUUACCCUCCUGUA